This is a messenger RNA of Astyanax mexicanus (Mexican tetra), 3022 nucleotides long. RefSeq names its product G-protein coupled receptor 22. Bases 512 to 2308 code for a protein of 598 amino acids. The transcript is spliced from 2 exons. Gene Ontology annotation, biological process: G protein-coupled receptor signaling pathway. NCBI's taxonomy places the organism in Eukaryota, Metazoa, Chordata, Actinopteri, Characiformes, Acestrorhamphidae. Gene Ontology annotation, cellular component: membrane. The record is from RefSeq and is a predicted model, not a curated record. Gene Ontology annotation, molecular function: peptide binding; G protein-coupled receptor activity.
GUGUGUGUGUGUGAGAGAGAGAGAGAGAGAGAGAGACAGUGUGUGUGGGACAGUAGGUGUGUGUGUGUGUGUGUGUGAGACAGAGAGAGAGAGAGAGAGACAGUGUGUGUGGGACAGUAGGUGUGUGUGUGUGUGUGUGUGAGACAGAGAGAGAGAGAGAGAGAGAGUGUGUGUAGGACAGUAGGUGUGUGUUUGUGUUCGCCUCAUCACAGCGCGGGUAUCCCUCUGCACGCGCGCGCGCCCAUUCCACUCACGUCCCGUCCUGCUCUGACAGCGCGCGCCUCCCCAAGCCCCCUCGCGCGCUUUCUCUCUUGCUCUCUCUCUCUUUCUCCUUCUCACACACUAUCUCACUUACUCUCACGCGCACCGCAGUGGAAUGUAGCGGGAAUUCCUGCGCGAGGCUGAGGUGCUGAGGUCUGUCAACCAGCAAAACCUGUCAAAGUUCCAGAGACCUUGACUGAGAGGGCGGAGCAUGAUAGAUGGGUGGGGCUGGCAAUGUGUCUGAUGGUGCAUGAUGGUUUCGAUGGAGACGGAUGGCAGCAUCACUGAGGGUCCUGGACUCCCACUCUUACAGGCGAGUGACGGCGUGGGUGCAGGACUGCCGGAGAAUGAUGGGGCGUGGCUCGGCUUCCGGGCGACAGUAGGCGCCGUGUUGCUGCUGGAGUUGUUGUUGGGAGUGGGCGGGAAUCUGACAGUGUUGGUGUUGUACUGCGGCCACUGCAGCCUUCUGGAAUCGGUCAGCCAUGCCGUCACACUCAGCCUGCACACGCUUGACCUGCUGCUCUGUCUCCUCUGCCUGCCCGUCACCGCCACACUCCUCCUGCUGGACGGGGCCUCCAUCCCUCACCACACUCUGCUCUGCUGCCUCCACGAAUCAACAGCCACCUUCGCCAGCGUGGGAACGGCGCUCAACCUGCUGCUCAUCAGCCUCGACCGCUACGACAUCAGUGUCCGACCUGCCAAUCGCCUGCUUACACCUCGGAGGGCAGCCUUUCUGCUGACAGGAGUGUGGGUGGUAUCUUUAACUGUGCCCCUCCUACCAUUUGUGGAGGCGGGGUUUGUGUCUGGGUUGACAGAGGGAGUGGCUGUUCAUUCUAACAGCACAGUGUUGUGCUUAGAAUGGGUCGGCACUCUGCAGGUUCAUCUUCUUCUGCAGGUGCCCAUGUUCCUGUGCUCUCUGUCCGUGAUGCUGUUUACAUACUCGCGAAUCCUACAGGCCCUGCGCAUUCGCAUUGGACACCCACCCAGAUCUCAGAGGGAUGCCCGGCGGCCUGCCCAGCGCCUUUGGCAGCGACGCAAGAGGUCAGCAAAGUCGCCGGAUCACACGACAAGGACUACACCCAUCUCCCCUCCUCCUCUCUCUACUGGACCACUCGUGGUCUCAGACACCAUUACCACAGUGACCAUGAACACAGAGACCAACACGCCCUCGAUGAACACUCCGCUUAGUCCAACCCCCACAAUAUCCAUAGUGACCACGCCUUUGAGUCCGACCCCUACAAUAGGCUUGUCCUUGGUGUCAACACCCUUGAGUCCUAGCCGUUCAUUACCCACCAUAACCACACCUCUAAAUCUUAACCUAAACGCAUCCACAGUAACCACACCCCUGCACUCUAGCUGCAACACAGCCAUAUCCACCAUGACCACAUCAAUGAACUCUAACACUCCGACUACAUCCUCUAUUACCUCACCUGUUACCCCUAACCCAGCUAUAUCUUUCACAUCUACACCUCUCAGCCCUAGCUCUGCUAUAUCCACCAUAACCUCUCCUCUUAGUCCGAACCCAACUGUGUCCACCAUAGCCACACCUUUAAGUCCCACUCCCACCGUAUCCCUUGCCACCACACCACAGAGUCUUCCUCGUGUGCACAACCCUCCUAGUGUUGGUGUGGGGGCCUCGGUAUCUGCCAUCCUGGCUCUGCGCCGAGCUGUGAGACGUCACAGGGACCGGCGGGAGCGCCAGAAGCGUGUCUUUCGAAUGUCCGUGAUCAUCAUCCUCUCCUUCCUGCUGUGCUGGGCACCUCUUUCCAUUACACCCCUUCUCCUGCUGGCCAUAGGUCCCUCUGACUGGCUGGAGCGCCUGAGGCUGUGCUUUCUGGUGCUUGCCUACUGGACGGUGGUGCUGCAUCCGCUGCUGUAUGCGUUCACACGCCAGAAACUGCGCAAAGUUCUGCACACACGUCUCCGCAGGCUGCGCACAAACACCACACACACGCUCAUUCGGACCAAUACCAGGAACCGGCGCAAACUAAGGGCAGACUGCAGCGAUGCUACUGACCGCUGCCUAACGGAAGCCACCAGGGAGUGAGUGUGUGUGUGUGUGUGUGUGUGCGUGUAUGUGCGCGCGUGUGUGAAAGAGAAAUGUGUGCGUGAGUAUAAUAGAAUUACAGGACACACAGGAGCAAAAGGGAGAAAUCAUCUGAUGUUGCAUGUCAACAAAUGUAUCAUUCAUCCAGUAUACGGUUUAAUAAGAAACGCACGUUCCAAAGCACACAAGCUAAUCUCAGAGAAAACCACAGGGCACUGUCUAAUUAACCGUGAACACGUAGAUCAGAUUUACUGUUGUGGUGCUAGAAACUAAGCGAGUGUGUGUGUGUGUGUGUGUGGGAUUGUGGGCAAUAAUUUCAUAAACCAGGGUAUGCAUGGAAGAGCUUUCAUGCAGAUUAAUUCUAAUGCUGACAUUAUACAAUGUGGUCUAAAGCAUUUAUUCACAUCAUGUACAAACCUGCAUACAUAUUGUCCUUACUGUGCCCUUCUUAUUGAUAGAGUGCAAUAGAUUUACUGUGUUUAUUUAUGUACAUGAUCAGGGAUGUAAAUAACAUUAUAAAUUAUUAUACAAAUCUGUGGAACAGUAACUGCAACAAGGUCUAAAUCUAUUUAUUUUGAUUAGUGUGCCAUGUAUGUAUAAAUAGUCAGUGUCCUUCUGUCUUAAUGAUUUCUAUUUGGUUGUGUUCGCUGUGCAUUUUGCAAUAGAUGAGCAAUAAGCCCAAAUUGUAUAAAUAAAGAGAUAUAGUCCAUUGUU